Messenger RNA from Podospora pseudocomata, 1611 nucleotides. It is a transcript of the gene TRM44, whose product is annotated as tRNA(Ser) Um(44) 2'-O-methyltransferase. Lineage: Eukaryota; Fungi; Ascomycota; Sordariomycetes; Sordariales; Podosporaceae. The record is from RefSeq and is a predicted model, not a curated record. Bases 1 to 1611 code for a protein of 536 amino acids. Gene Ontology annotation, molecular function: tRNA (uridine) methyltransferase activity. Gene Ontology annotation, biological process: tRNA methylation. The transcript has a single exon.
AUGGCAUUCAGGCCGGAAGAGUUGGCGCUUGACACACCACCCGUCAUCUUCGAGGAUGCCAGUCACAGCAGCGGCAACACACACACCACCCCAACAAAGGCAACAUGGCGACCCUUGUACCGCCACGAGUGUGCGUUUGGACCUCCGGUGUUUGACAGUGUCAUGGACAACUUGAUCCGAAAUCCAAACAUCAACUCGACAUGGCUUUUCCGUGCGGAUAUCCUGCACGACGCACAGGAUGGUCCCGCCAACCCGGCAACCCCAGCCGACGAGGCUGAUAGCCUGGCCUUCGUGGCCGACAUUCCCUCCUUUGUCGGGUUUGAGCUCCAGCGGCAUGUCAUCCGCAAGCUUAUACCAAGAAACACCCUCAGAGACAAGCCUCUUGACCAGACAUGCCUCAUCUACAAGAGCAACCCUGGUGGGGAGGCUGUUGAGCGGACUCUCGUCAUCUAUCUCCCGCAUGUAUCCACGCCCUCGGAUAUGCCCUUCUACCACCCAGUAGUCAAGGGCAUAGCAUUUGUUCAUGAAUGGACGCCGGCAGAGUCCUGCGGGUCCAUCUCCCUCUCCUACCUCUUCUUUGACGAGCAGGACCGAACCGUUGACAAGCUCAUACGGACCGCUUUCCAGCUGCUCAUGGUCAUUCACAAGCACGGCAAGGGCCGGGUUCAGGGCUAUCAAAAGAGAGUCCAUCACGAUGUGUUGCUUCCUCAAGCGCGGGUGCAAGACACGUACACCAAGUUGAAACAAAAGCAUGCGAGAAGUCUCAUCAAGGGUUGGGCAGAGCAGACGGAUCCCGAAAAACACAUCUUUGAGGACAUUUGUAUCGCAGCUUUCAUGAUCGAGCUGUGGAGGGACAUGUAUGGCGAGGGACCGUUUCCUGGAUUCGUUGAUGUUGGCUGCGGGAAUGGACUGCUCGUCCACAUUCUAAAUCAAGAAGGGUUUUCCGGUUGGGGCUUCGAUGCUAGGUCACGAACGUCGUGGGCGUCGUACAGCACCAGAGUCAGGUCUUUGUCGGGGGAGGAGCAAGAUUCACUUCGUGAGCUGGUUUUGCUGCCGACAUAUGUCAGCAGAGGCGGGUCCGGUGAUGGCUUUGACGAACAAAAGGCCCAUGAUGGCGUCUUUCCAAAAGGGACAUUUAUCAUCUCCAACCACGCCGACGAGCUGACGCCUUGGACUCCUAUCCUUGCGGCUGUCUCCGACUGUCCGUUCAUUUCUAUCCCUUGCUGCAGCCAUGAUCUCAGCGGAAAGCUGUUCCGAGCAUCGCCACCAAAGGACAAGACCAAGGCCGACUCGACUUACUCCUCGUUCGUGGGAUGGGUGUCAGAGAUAGCAGCUGAAUGCGGCUGGGAGGUUGAGCAGGAAAUGCUCCGGAUCCCAUCUACACGCAACGCAGCGAUCGUUGGACGUAAGCGGACUGGAGAUAUCUCUUCGGUCGAUGUCCCAGCCUUGGUGCACAAAUACGGCGGCACCGCUGGUUACUUCGAUGCUGUGGUUCGACUGAUGAAGCAGCCACCGUCAACCCACGAGCACGAAGCCAGCGACACUGGCCCGUCGGUUGGGAAAAAGUCAAAGGGCAAAAAGCCGAAACAAAAACAGCACAAAGCCGGUUGA